GUCAUUUGAACCUACAUGUGGACCCAACCUUUUUCAAGAUCAGGCAGAUUUGUUAGUUUACCAUGCAUCUCCUCUUUUAUGUUGUUGACCGCUGUCAACUGCUACAGCGUGAAGGCCGCCACAAGGGUUCAAGAUGCCUUUGCCGCUGCUAAGCUACUCGCCUUGGGCCUCAUCAUCAUUAUUGGGUUUGUGGAGAUCGGCAAAGGUGAUACCGUUGAGCUUCUCCCUGAAAAUUCGUUCAAAGGAAGCAACACAGACUUUGGCAACAUCGGAUUGGCUCUUUACAGUGGGCUGUUUGCUUACGGAGGAUGGAAUUAUCUGAAUUUUGUCACAGAGGAGAUGAUUGAGCCAUACAAAAAUCUGCCUCGGGCCAUCAUCAUCUCGCUCCCCAUCGUCACCGUUGUCUAUGUGCUGACCAACCUGGCCUACUUCACCACACUCAGUCCAGAGAAAAUGCUUUCGUCUGAGGCCGUUGCUGUGGACUUUGGAAACUACCACUUGGGUCCAAUGGCUUGGAUAAUCCCCGUGUUUGUUGGCCUGUCCUGCUUUGGCUCUGUGAACGGCUCUCUGUUUACUUCAUCUAGGCUGUUCUUCGUGGGCUCCAGAGAAGGUCAUCUUCCCAGUUUGCUGUCCAUGAUCCACCCUGACCUGCUGACUCCUCUGCCUUCACUCAUAUUUACUUGCAUCAUGACUCUCCUGUACGCGUUCUCCAAUGACAUUUUCUCCGUCAUCAACUUCUUCAGCUUCUUCAACUGGCUCUGCAUUGCGAUGGCCAUUGUUGGAAUGAUGUGGCUACGCUACAAGAAACCUGAGCUGGAACGACCAAUUAAGGUCAAUAUUCUGCUGCCCAUUGUGUUCGUGCUGGCGUGUCUGUUCCUCAUCGUGGUGUCCUUCUGGAAGACCCCUGUGGAGUGUGCUAUAGGGUUCGGGAUCAUCGCUACAGGAGUUCCUGUCUAUUUCUUUGGCGUUUGGUGGCAGACGAAGCCGAAAUGGCUCCUGCAGAUCAUCUUCUCAUCCACGGUGAUGUGCCAGAAGAUGAUGGAGGUGGUACCCCAGGAGUCCUGAAGCGGCUGUUCUCCUCAUCUCCACCUCAGACUCCCAUUUACUGUAUCCAUCUCUCCUCGCGUGAGCCAGAAAAACAGUCUUAUCCUGCUGACAUGGACAAAAAAAAUCUAUAUUCAUCACCACAUUCGAAAACACAAAAACAUCAGUGGUCACACAAGCAGUUCAGUCGUCAUAUAGAUUUUGUCUGUCUUUCCUGUAUUAUACUGUAUACAUUCAGUUUUCCAGUUGCAAGUUUUCAUUAAGGAUUUUUAGUUCGUUUUAUAUGUAUUUUUGUAAACCAUUGGAGAAGCGUGUCAUAUGAAUCUCUGAGUGGACAUCAUUUCAUUUAGGGCCUCAGAUUUUUACCUUCCUGUUUCAUGCGUUCGGCUUUUGUUUAGUACGUUCGUGGCUUGUGCAGAUACGCUAUUGUCUAUUGAGGCGAAAACUAUGAAGCUCAUCUAGGGGUGUGCGAUAUUUAUCAUUUAUGAUAGUAUGGUUUUUGUUUUUUAAUAAUACGUAAGCUGACAUUACGCCAAAAAAACAAACAAAAACAUUAAUUGUGUGGAGGAAAAGCCUAUUUGAAUGAAGUUAGAAGUUAUUAAUAGGAGGUUAAUAUGGAAUGAGUUAUAUUUGAGAUGUCAAAAGCUAGAGAAGAAAAUUUAGUGGAACACUUUUUUGUGAUUUGAUCGCCAAAUGAAUCUGCUUUUGAGCGAAUCAUUUGAGUCGGUUUAAUAAUCCAUUCAAAUAUACAGUGUGAAAAAUGCUGGCUUCCACACAAUGCCUUCAUGUUGUCGCAACCAUUAAGUGGAUUGAACGUAAAACAAUUAGCUUGUCUCCAAAAAAAAUCUAAAGAAUUGUGUUGUUUCAGCUGAUUUUAAUUAAGUAGUUUGACUGGGAGAAAAGCAGCAAAAAUAUUAUGGGAGUGUAGUCGCUUGCUUUAUUUCUAAAUGAAUCAGCAUUUUUGAACGACUUAUUGAAUCGCUCUUUAAGACAGGGACUUGUCCCAUCCUACUGGCGUUUUUUUCAUUCAUCCUUGACAGUCCUAAACCAGCACGAAAACACACAAAUGCUAAAUAUUUGGUAAUUUUAUUUAUAAAAUAAAACUUAUUAAGUAGUAAGUAAAGCACUACACUUGUGGAAUUUGUUCCAGAAUUUAUCUGUUUUCAUACAAAUCAUUUGAACAGAUUCUAUAAUUCAUUCAAACACUGUGAAAAAUGCUGAGCUUUACACAAUUCCUUCAUGUUGUCCCAACUUAAUUGAAAACUUUUAAGUGGAUUGAAUUUAAAAUAAUUAAGUUGUCUACAAAAAAUUUAAAGAAUUGUUUUGUUUCAGCUGAAAUUAAGUAGUUUCACAAAGCGUUUUUGAAUGAUUCAUUGAAUUGCUCUUUAAGACAGGGACUUGUCACAUCUUACUGGCAUUUAAAAAAAAAUAUUUAUCCAUGACAGACAUAAACCAGCACGAAAACACACGAAUGCUAAACAUUUGUGUAUUUUCUUUAUAAAGUAAAAUUUAGCACUA
Danio rerio (zebrafish) is the source of this 2562-nucleotide messenger RNA. The record is from RefSeq and is a predicted model, not a curated record. NCBI's taxonomy places the organism in Eukaryota, Metazoa, Chordata, Actinopteri, Cypriniformes, Danionidae.